AUGCUGAUUACAGAUGGGGCGCCCGAAGAAUUCACAGAACUAUUUGAGAAGUUUAAUCCUGAGGUAGGUCUAAGCCCAGUUAACUGAGAAUGGACGGGACUGCUUCUCUGCUAACUGAGCAUUCGCUCUUUUUAGAAAAACGUCCGCGUUUUCGUCUAUUUGUUGGGUCAGCACUCCGCAGAUGAAACCAUCGUACAGAGAAUUGCUUGUCAAAAUCGAGGUAAUUGCAUUGUUUACUGGUUCCUAACUUUCACCUUUGCAGGUCUCAGCUCAAGUGUUGCUAAUUUGGCCGAUGUGAAGGAAAAUGUUCUCGUAAGUGGUCAUUUGUCAUAGACGCCCUGGUUAUUUCCUACGCCCGUUUGCUUUCAUUAAUAAAGCUUUUGUUCUGGCCUUCUGGCCUUCAUUUUGUCUUGCGAAGCCAAAAUGUAUUUCAGGUUUUACAUUUGAUGACUAUCGUGCUUCCGAAUCAACACAAAUAUAAAGUUUGAUACCAACAUAUGCAGCAAUAGGGUAACGUCGUAAUUUGCUAAGGUACUAAUCUUGUGAUCUUUACCGAUAAGUUAGUUAAAAAAUAUCACCCAAAAAUGGCUAAAGUUUUGCUAACGAAGACAUAUUUAAUUUCAUAUUUCUGUUCAAAAAAUCAUUACCUUUGGCCUAGGAAUAGAAAUUCGGUUUUAUAUUGGUUUAAAUUAUUUUAACACUUAACUAUAACAGCAAAAAAGAAUAAAGUAUAUGUCCGCAAAGGACACCUGUUUCCAUUUAUCUAGAUGUAUGUCUUUUGUAGCAUUUGUAGGGCAGAAAUUAUGGCGUCCUAUUAACCUUCAGCUUAGACCUUGUAAAUACGAAUAAUAUGCUUCUGAUAUGCUUGAAAAUCUUGAUUUUUCAGUUUGAAAACUCUGUAACUAUUUCGCCAGACGUUUUAAUUCGGCGCAAAAUUUUGGAUAUGCAAUCCUUUAGAAACCAACAGUCCCAAAAUAGGAUUUUUGUUUUAGAAAUAUUUGGACAUCGUCGCCCGUUCUAAUGCCAUUCAGAAUGACUCGUUCAACAGUUGGAA
Messenger RNA from Spirometra erinaceieuropaei, 1054 nucleotides. The record is from the annotation of a GenBank genome assembly. NCBI's taxonomy places the organism in Eukaryota, Metazoa, Platyhelminthes, Cestoda, Diphyllobothriidea, Diphyllobothriidae.